ACUGUGACGGCAUAGUCAAAACAACGAAAGAUGAUGCUAGCGUCUCGCAGCCGCGAUUAAAAUGUCUGGUUUGUAACGAUCGCCAGGACUUACGUCAGAUAUUUCUCAUCUUAAUGCCAUGAUUGUGUUGGACUAUGAGUUUGGCAGCGUUUUAAUCGGGAUACAAGAGAAAAAACUGAUCACAACACCAUCUUUGUCGCUACCGGUUUGCUAACGACAGGUGUCGGUACAGCAGUCAAACCCGUGUGAGACGGUUUACUCGAGGCAGGUAUCUGGGUUUCCGGGAGAGGCCGGUGCUCACCGAAGAGACGGGGAACAGGAUUGGUAAGCAGGGGGGAGCGGCCACCGCAGAGCCCGUGGAGAAGAUGUCAAGCAGCCCAGAGAAAAGCUCCUCAGCGCAGGAGCUCAAGGAGCAGGGCAACCGUCUGUUCCUCAGCCGCAAAUACCAGGAGGCCGCAACCUGCUACAGCAAAGCCAUUAAUCGGAAUCCCUCAGUGGCCGUGUACUACACUAACAGAGCACUAUGCUUCGUGAAGCUACAGCAGCAUGACAAGGCAUUAGCCGAUUGUAAACAUGCCCUCGAGCUUGACAGCCAAUCAGUGAAGGCGCACUUUUUCCUGGGCCAAUGUCAGCUAGAGCUGGAGAACUAUGAAGAGGCCAUUGGCAACCUGCAGAGAGCCUAUAACCUGGCGAAGGAACAACGUCUGAAUUUUGGCGACGAUAUUCCGAGUGCUCUUCGCAUUGCCAAGAAAAAACGCUGGAACAGCAUAGAAGAGAAACGAAUCAGCCAAGAAAACGAUCUGCAUGCUUAUCUCACGAAACUCAUCCUGGACGAGAAAGAGAGAGAGAUGGAGGACUCCAGAUUGAAAGACUCUGAAGACAGUCAGAAUGGAAGCGAGAUUAGCAAAAUCAAAUCCAAACACGAUAAAUAUUUGAUGGACAUGGAUGAGCUCUUCUCUCAAGCAGAUGAAAAGAGGAAGAAGCGAGAGAUUCCAGACUACUUGUGUGGAAAGAUCAGUUUUGAGCUGAUGAGAGAACCCUGUAUUACGCCCAGCGGCAUAACCUACGACCGCAAGGACAUAGAGGAGCAUCUACAGCGUGUCGGUCAUUUUGACCCGGUCACCCGCAGCUCACUGACACAAGAUCAGCUGAUCCCCAAUCUGGCCAUGAAGGAAGUGAUCGAUGCCUUCAUCCAGGAGAAUGGCUGGGUGGAGGACUACUAAACACACAUUCACACUCACACACACACACACACACACACACACACACACACACACACACACACACACACACACUCGAGUGGACUGUAGCAGAGUUCCCCGAUACACAGAAUGAAUGAACCCCCGUAUGUUCAUGCACUUUAAUCAGUGGAGCUCUGCUGUGGAAUAUCUUGCCUACAGAGUCACAUCGGCCUCUCUGUCUGUCGCUCUUUCAAACUCUUUUGGAUCAUCCCCGCCGGUCUCUCCAAUGUGAUUUAACUUGGAAUGACAAUGCAGUAGCUGUGAAUGUUACCCAUGCUAUCUCAUCUGGCCUUAAAGGGAUAGUUCACACAAAAAUUGCUCAUUUUGUCAUCAUUUACUCGUCCUCAUGUCGUUCCAGGCCUCUGUAUUAUUUUCUUUCAUUUGUGAAAUGAAAAAGGAGAUCCUUGACAGAGUGACCAAGCUUCUGCUUUUCAUUUAAAGGGAUAGUUCACCCAAAAAUGAAAAUUCUGUCAUCAUUUACUCAACCUUAUGUCACUCCAAACCUGUAUGACUUUCUUCUCCUGAACGCAAAAGAUGUUUUGAAGAAUGUUUCAACUGUUUCUGUGCAUAGAAUGAAAGUCAAUGGGCCGAUUAACUUUUAUUGUGAGAACGAAAUGCGUACAGGUUUGGAGCGACAUGAGGGUGAGUAAAUGACAGAAUUUGACAGAAUUUUCAUUUUAGGGUGAACAAUUCCUUUAAGAAAAGUUGAUUUAUACUGCUGAGCUCCAAAAACGACACAAUGACAUCAUAAAAGUGGCUCAUACAACUUGUGCGCUAUAUUUCAAGUCUUAAGACAGUAGCUUUGUGUGAGGAACAGACCGAAAUUUACAUCAUUCAUUGAUCUUGCCUUUCGACAUCUCAUUUGAAGUCGUGAUUUGCAGACGUGCAACAAAGUGUCAUAAUUUGUGUCACAUGGUGUGAUGUGUCCUAAGGCACCGUUUUUGAAUCGAACACGCAUGCGAAUGAGAUUUGAGAACAACGGCGGAGGGGAGAUUUUCAGUGAAUUACUAUUCAAAUUUCAGUCUGUUUGCUCGUGCAAAGCUGUCAUAUGGAUUCAGAAGAUUUUAAAUAAAGCAUACACAUCGUAUGAAGUACCUUUGUAAUAACGUUUAUGGUGUUUUUUUGGCAGUUUAAAUCCACUUUCAUUAUGCAAAGUAUGGAAGUAGUAUGGAAAAGAACAGCUUGGACAUUAUGCUAAGUAUCUCCUUUUGUGUUUAACAGAGCAAAUAAAAUCAUACAGAAUUGAAACUACAUGAUGGUGAGUAAAUUAUGAUGGAAUUUUCAUUUUUGGAUGGACUAUCCCUUUAACAGGCAUGUUCAGUUAUUCCUUUACAUUGAUUUUUGUUCAGAUGUUCAACAAAGAUAGUCUAAAACAUUGGCUAAUGUUGGCUGUCAUCGAGAUAAUAGUUAAACAGUUGAAUAAUCCUACUGUUUAAAGCAAAAGACAAUGCUGUAAUUUCAUUAUUGAAUGUGAAAUGAAAACAUCAUAAAUGAGACACUCGUUAAGAAGAGGAAACAUGUCAGCGUUACGCAGGUUGGUGUGUGUGUGUGUGUGUGUGUGAGAGAGAGUUUGUUCUUUAGGGACUACCAGUCACCUUAGGGAUCUAUAUGCAGAAUGAAUGCGAGAUGCUAGUGUAAAAAGUUAUAAACGUGUAGAAUGUUUCUAAGAUACUAAAGCUUGGGUUAGAGCAGGAUGUUGAUUAUAAAGUUUUGUAAUGAGCGUGUAAUCCACAUCAUAUAUCUUGACAUUAAUGCAUCUACUGGCUGCCAAUCAAAACAAUUUGAGAAUCUGUGUCAUACAGAUGACAUCAUCAUUGUUAUGGUGUAUUAUACGGUUAGUGACACUUUAUGUCUGUGUUAGAGAGAGAGAGGUGAGUGAUCAGGCUAUUGAUUUUUUUUUUUUUUAUCUUACCUUUGGGGAAACUGAGUUUAUUUUUCUGGCGCAUACACAAUUUUUUCCUGUUUAGUAUCAGUAUUGAGUUUUUUUUUUUUUUUUUUUUUGGGGUCAGACAGCCCUUGCUAGUAGCUGGACAUUACGGUUUCCAAAACUGUGCAUCUGGCACAGUUCAAAUAUUACUGAAGUGUAACAGAUGGAUGCAUGUUAAAAUAAAUGUUAUU
Molecule: messenger RNA, 3359 nt
Organism: Myxocyprinus asiaticus (Chinese sucker)
Lineage: Eukaryota; Metazoa; Chordata; Actinopteri; Cypriniformes; Catostomidae
Product: E3 ubiquitin-protein ligase CHIP-like
Exons: 8
Coding region: 366-1223 (285 amino acids)
Biological process (GO): protein quality control for misfolded or incompletely synthesized proteins; proteasome-mediated ubiquitin-dependent protein catabolic process; protein polyubiquitination
Cellular component (GO): Z disc; cytoplasm
Molecular function (GO): protein-folding chaperone binding; ubiquitin protein ligase activity
Source: RefSeq, a predicted model, not a curated record